AAUAAUUUCUAUCGGAUUCCCAGCGAUGAUCACAACAGUUGACAAAUACCAGGGUCAACAGAAUGACUACAUACUGCUAUCGCUGGUGAGGACCAAAACUGUGGGACACAUACGCGAUGUGCGGCGCCUAGUGGUGGCCCUAUCGAGAGCCCGGUUAGGCCUCUAUGUGUUCGCUCGGGUGUCGCUCUUCCAGAACUGUUACGAACUCUCGAAUGCCUUCAAACUUGUGAUGCAAAGGCCGCGGACUCUGUGUCUCAUAGCCGUAAUCUUUCAAUAUGUUUGA
This is a messenger RNA of Oppiella nova, 283 nucleotides long. Lineage: Eukaryota; Metazoa; Arthropoda; Arachnida; Sarcoptiformes; Oppiidae. The record is from the annotation of a GenBank genome assembly.